AUGAGAAGCUGGAUUUGCAACAAAUCUCAGCUUCACCACUUCCAGUUCGAGACAAUGGUGAGCUCAGCCAAGGGCAAAGUGUGUGUAACUGGGGCCUCAGGCUUUCUCGCCUCUUGGCUCAUCAAGAGACUUCUUGAGUGUGGAUAUCAUGUGAUAGGGACAGUCAGAGAUCCAGGGAAUCGGAAAAAAGUUGGACACCUUUGGAAAUUACCUGGUGCAAAUGAGAGGCUCCAACUUGUGAGAGCUGAUUUAUUGGAGGAAGGGAGCUUUGAUGAUGCUGUGAUGGCUUGUGAGGGUGUCUUCCACAUUGCAUCACCUGUCCUUGGAAAAUCUGAUUCCAAUUGCAAGGAAGCAACACUUGGUCCUGCAAUUAAUGGUACCCUAAAUGUGCUAAGGUCAUGCAAGAAGAGUCCGUUUCUAAAACGGGUUGUUCUCACAUCUUCAUCGUCCGCGGUGAGGAUUAGGGACGAAACCCAGCAGCCAGAACUGUUGUGGGAUGAAACAACGUGGAGCUCUGUGCCACUCUGCGAAAAGCUACAGCUAUGGUAUGCCCUGGCAAAGGUAUUUGCAGAGAAAGCAGCAUUGGACUUUGCCAAGGAGAAUAACAUUGACCUUGUCACCGUUCUUCCGUCAUUCGUGAUUGGGCCCAGUUUGUCCCAUGAACUGUGUACAACUGCUUCUGAUAUCCUUGGCUUACUUCAAGGUGACACAGACAGGUUCACUUCGUAUGGGAGGAUGGGAUAUGUUCACAUCGACGACGUUGCAUGGAGCCACAUUCUAGUGUACGAAACACCCGAGGCAAGUGGCAGAUAUCUGUGCAGUUCAGUGGUUCUGGAUAACAAUGAAUUGGUUGGCUUACUCACGAAGCAGUUUCCGGUAUUCCCAAUUCCAAGGAGGCUCAGUAACCCCUAUGGAAAGCAGGCGUAUCAGCUCAACACAUCCAAGCUCCAGGGGCUGGGUCUCAAGUUCAAAGGAGUGCAAGAGAUGUUCAACGACUGCGUCGAGUCGCUGAAAGCCCAGGGCCAUUUGCUGGAGUGCCCGUUGUGA
Triticum turgidum subsp. durum (durum wheat) is the source of this 1047-nucleotide messenger RNA. NCBI's taxonomy places the organism in Eukaryota, Viridiplantae, Streptophyta, Magnoliopsida, Poales, Poaceae. The record is from the annotation of a GenBank genome assembly.